AAAACUAUUUGGGUAGCUGUAGCAAUCACAUAAGGUAAGACCUACUACCCAUGUGAUUGGAGCGUGUGAAUUAAUAGGCGCGUCAGGCAUUGCUUUGUUCUACUGCUCACUUCCCUCCCUCCACUGACAAAUACAAAGAAAUGGAGUAAAAGAGUGUCACUCACUUGGGAAAUGGACACCCAGAAGCAGCUACCAAGCAAGCUCUAGGGCUUUCUGCCAUUUUCAAAGCCAACAUCUGCUAAUUAGUACCAUCCAACCUUUUGCAAUAUUAGCCACCCCAGUAAGAGGCAGAGAUCUUUCUGUUUUUAAUUUGCAGAAAAAGUUAAUCAAGAAAUAUUGGGUUUUUCAUCAAACAAACAGAAAUGGGGUUCAUCUGUGCUCUGCUGGGUCCAGUAUGCCUACAGUUAAUCAGCUAUUAACACAAAGACCCUCCUUUAAUCAUUGGCAAUUUGGCAUUGAUGCAAAGUAAAAAUUAACAAGCGGCAAUGAGACGUGGCUAACUCUUGCUGGCCCCUUGUGUCUUAAAUCUUUGUUUGGAACAUAGUAUAAAGGUGGGCAAAGGAGAAGGGCAAUUGAAAAGGUGUUGUGGGUCAGGGGAUUUGAAAGGGAGAUUGAAUUAGGACAACACAAUCAGCGGUUAUAACAAAUAGAUGUCGAAGAUGCAGACACCAAAAGCAAACAGAACUGGCUCUUUGGAAGUGCCUCAAAGGAGAUCUCCAGUAACACCUCGAACUACCAAGACACCUGGAUCAGAGCCUGAUUCGAUAUCUUCUCCAAAUAUGGCAAAGAGGACUCCGAAAAACAGAAGUCCAAAAGUCAUUGAGCGCAGGUCACCACAAAGCCCAGUACCUGAGCUUCAGAAAAAGCAACCGAAAAGAGUUUCAGAAUUGGAAACGCAACUUGCUCAACUCCAAGAGGAUCUGAAGAAGACAAAGGACCAGUUGAACUCAACUGAGUCGCUGAAGAGGCAAUCCCAGCAGGAGGCUGAAGAAGCGAAGAACCAGAUAUUAGCCAUGUCUGCGAAGCUUGAAGAAUCCGAACAGCAACUUUUGGAACUUUCUACUUCUGAAGAUGCUCGUCUUCAAGAACUUCGUAUACUGUCUCAGGAUCGGGAUAGAGCAUGGGAGUCUGAACUCGACGCUGUCCAAAAGCAGCGUGCUAUGGAUUCUACUGCCCUGGCUUCUGCUAUGAAUGAAAUUCAGAAUCUAAAGGGACAGCUCGAAAGGGUGGCUGAGUCUGAAGACGCCCAAAACAGGCAUGCAGAGUCAGCAUAUGGUGAGAUCCAGACCUUGAGAAUGGAACUUUCCGAAACUUUAUCUCUGGUUGAGAAAUUGAAGACUGAGCUCAAUGAAUGCAAAGAAUCUGAAUCCCAGGCCCUAGAAGUUAUACAAAGCACUCAUAUGCAAUUGGAAGCCGCAAAUGCAACCAUAGAAAUGCUCAAAUUGAAUGGGAUGAAAGCCAUGGAGUCUUACAACUCCCUACCAUUGGAGUUGGAGCAAUCCAAUGCUCGAGUUAAAUCACUGGAGGGUCUUGUGAGCAAACUUCAAGCAGAACUGAUUAAUAGGAACGGAAAUCAUUUGGUAAACUCUGCAGACAAUGUAAAACUUGUUAAGGAAGGUGAAGAAAAUGAAGAAAGAAGACAGUUACAAGCAGAACUGAAUUCUUUGAAAUCUGAAGUGGGUCAAUUGAGAUCUGCAUUGGAUGUGGCUGAGGUCAGGUACCAGGAAGAAUACAUACAGAGCACAUUACAGAUUAGGAAUGUGUACGAGAAACUUGACGCUGCGAAAUCUGAAGCGUCGGAGAGGGAAGCUGAGCUGGCAGCAGAAAUGAAGAAAGCAAAGGAUCAUAUUGAAGACUUGAGAGCACAGCUAAUGGAUAAGGAAACUGAAUUAGAGAGUACAUCGGAGAAAAAUGAUGGGGUUGCCGUGAAAAUUGAGAAAAAUAUAACUGAAAAUGAAUCCACAAUUGCACUGGAGCUAAAGAAGUCGGAGACUGUAAUGGUAGAGUUAAAGGCGAGUUUGUUGGAUAAGGAGACAGAAUUGCAGAAUAUAGCUGAGGAGAAUGAAAUGCUCAAGAUGGAACUUAAAACCAAGGAAACGGAGAGGAAUAAAGUUAAUGAUGAUGCUGUUGUUUUGGCAGAAGCUGCAAGGGCUGCAGAGCGAGAGGCUUUGAUGAAACUUGGCUAUGUGACAGAGGAAGCAGAUAAAAGUACCAGGAGAGCUGCACGGGUGACUGAGCAGCUGGAUGCAGCACAGGCUGCAAAUUCUGAAAUGGAAGCUGAGUUAAGGAAGUUAAAAGUGCAGGCGGAUCAGUGGAGGAAGGCCGCUGAGGCAGCUGCUGCCAUGCUUUCAACUGGAAACAAUGGGAAACUUGUCGAGAGAACAGGUUCUCUUGACUGCAACAACUACAAUCCCUUGAGUUCGCCUUAUUCAGAAGACAUGAAUGAUGACUCGCCGAAGAAGAAAAACGGGAAUAUGUUAAAGAAGAUCGGCGUCUUAUGGAAGAAGGGCCAAAACUAGUCGGAAUUAUGGGACAAGUUGCUUAUCAUUGCUCGUUAUUUUUUUGUUGGAUUCAGUAUGUUCUGUUGUAAUCUUGACAGGUAUUUUGGAGGGUACCCAAGUUUCGUAUGGAGGUAAAGACCGAUGUUUGUAGACUGUAUAGGUAUGUGGAAACUGGCGAACCUUUUAAAAGUCCUAUCUCACCUGAUGUAUCGCUAUGGAUUAGACUUGAUUAAUGUUGUAUUUUACUUUUGAGUCUUUCCAUCUAUGUUAAUAAAAGCACAAUGCAGUUCGUAUUUCAUUACCA
Messenger RNA from Pyrus x bretschneideri (Chinese white pear), 2805 nucleotides. Its product is annotated as interactor of constitutive active ROPs 2, chloroplastic. Bases 651 to 2519 code for a protein of 622 amino acids. The record is from RefSeq and is a predicted model, not a curated record. Lineage: Eukaryota; Viridiplantae; Streptophyta; Magnoliopsida; Rosales; Rosaceae. The transcript is spliced from 5 exons.